GCUUUCUUGUCGCGCGCAUCGAUAAGCGUGUGUUGUUGUACACUCGUGCUUGUCGUGUUCUCUCGCUUCAUCUCUCUCACACUCGCUGUUGCGCCUACUCUCGCCCGCGUGUGUUGCCAAUGUGCAUCAGAAAUUAAAUAAUAUCCAAAGAUUCAAGACGUGCGUCUCCCACAAUAAAAUUAAAUAUCGUUCGGAAAAUCCCCUCGAGCGCUUUAGAGGAGACGCUAGAUUGUGAAAUCGAUAAAAGCUGGCUGCAUAAAAGCGCUUGCAUCACGCUAACUGGGCUUCAUUUUGGACAAGAUCAACCCAGGGCCAACAGCUCCUUUAUUGUGGCUUUCCAGGAAACCUUGCUCUUGCAACGGUUCAAUAAAAAAACGAAGAAAAGCAAAGCGACUAAUUGAAGUGCCUCUCUGGGUCUGGUGUCUGUUUCGACGACAACGUGAAAAGGAAACAAACAAAGCGGAAUAAGCAACACAUUGAAAAAGGCGGCUGAAAACAUUUAUAAACAACAACAACAACAAUUAAGACACAGACAACUACAAGUAUACAACGACACAAACAGCAGCUUCGACACCAACUACGAUAAUAACAAUACAAAAAAAAAAUAAUAAAAAAAGCAGUCACAAAAACAACAUUAACAAAGACAAAUAAAGCCCGGUAAUAAUUUUAGUCGUACCAGUUUGUUUAUUAAAUAUACUACACACACAAUCAAACAAACACACGCCGGGCGGUCAAAUCAGUUGUGUAAAUCGACUACCAGUUACCCUGUAAAUAUUAACUCUAAUUACAUACUUGAAAAAGUUAAACCCCUGGACAUUAACAUGCCUCCCUUUUGGUGGAAACUACUUAAAAUCAUGUUGCUGCUCUUCGCACUCUUCACAACGAUAGUUUGUAUCAAUAGCGAAAUGUCAAAGCGACGCGAGGCAGAAGCAGAAGCAGAGGCAGAGGCAGCAACUAUAGCAACAAACAGCUCCAUUGAUUUGACGCCCUUUCUGUCCGACAAUCUCCUGAAUAUCAUGCGCAACAUGACGCAGAAGCAGCCGCAGGAUGAGGCAAAGAAGCAGCCACAGGAUGGGGCAAAGAAGCAGCAUCAGGCAGGCGAGGUGGAGUUGCCAGCCGAGGAUAUCGAUGAGCGUGUUCGUUCCAUAUUCAAAGUACACGAUGGCGAAGGUGUGAUGCUUUUUAAUACGACGAGCACGGAAGAUGCACCCUUCAUGCCAUCCAUAUCCACAAUGCUCAGUGAUCAGCCAGCGUCAUCCGAGUCUCAAUCUCAGUCUCAGUAUCAAUCGCAAUUAGAAUCUCAGGCAGAGACGAAGCCCAAGCCCAAGCACUAUCAUCAAUAUCAAAGCUUGAACCAUCAACAACAAUCGUUCAAAGUGCAGAGAUCACCGGAUGGCAAGCUGAAUCUUGUCUUUAACGAUCCACUCGUCUCUUUGCAGCCCACAAACCAGCAGCAGCCACCAAAUCAUCAGCAGCCGGAGCCACUGAGUCCACAAUUGCCGAGGCCAACGCCACGUCGUCCAAUCUCGGACAUUAUCGUGUUUCCCGACUCUAUAGAUAAGUAUCGGCCCACACAGCCCACUCCGGCUGUCAUUGAUACGGGUGAUCAUCAGUGCGUGGAUGGGUUCAAUCAGAGCCGUUCCUUCUGCACCAAGGUCAACAAUUAUCCGGAUUUAUCCGGCCUGAAGGGCAUUUUGUCCCGCAGAUUUGCCAACUUCUUUAGUGACGAGCCACAACCCACGGAUGUGGGACUCCGAAUCAACGACGACGAGCAAUAUUUGUGCAACAGCCAUGUGAGAUACUUGUAUCCCAAACUCGGGCAGAGAUUGGACCUCUCCUGGCAGUAUAUUGUCAAUACGGAUGAGUUCAAGCAGGGCAUACUGAUCGAAGAAUGCGAUCACGAGGGCGAGAGUUGCCAGUUUCUAGACAGUUUUCCCAACAACUAUGUGCCGAUCUGUAAGCAGCAUUAUGUGAUACGUCACCUAGCGACGGUUAACAAUGUGAGCAGUGGUCAACCUGAGGUGGCCAACGAACCCUUCAAGAUACCCUCGUGCUGCAAGUGUGUGAUAAAAAGCAAAUUCUCAGUGGACAGCAGCCCUUGAGAUGCAAACAGCAACGACUCUGGAGCUCAGCCAAUUUCUGCACAUGUGAUUUGAGCAACAAGUUCUACCCACCACAGAAUGGCAGGCCAAACUGUCUAGGGGAAUUUUGUUUAUUAAUUCGUAGACUAGUUGUUUUAUAUGCACAUAAAACAUAUUUUAACAUUACUUACUAUCUAAUAUACUUAUAUCUAAUAUAUAAUGCUGAUAAUACUUGAUUGAAAAGUGCAAAGCUCAUAAAAAAAACAGCCAUCAAUUAAAAAAAUAAUUUAGAAUUAAUUAAUACAUUUUUUAAAUUUUUAACUGACGCUGCGCUUAUGUUAAAAUAUUCGUGUCAUAGAUUCUCAAAUUUGUAUUUUUUAUUUCCAUGUAUAUUUUCUAGUAUAAAUGCAUGUAAUUAGUCUUAGAUUAUGUUUACAAUUAGCUGCAACAAAAAAGAAAUUAAAAAAAAAAUGUUUAAUUACGAAAUGCCAUUUUAAAGUUAUGUUUAAAUAUCACGCACAAAAUAAAAAGAGAUUCUGAAAUAAAUGUUUGUGAGUGUAGAGUUCUUUGAACUCUUGGAAACAUA
Drosophila innubila is the source of this 2667-nucleotide messenger RNA. RefSeq names its product protein spaetzle (gene spz). Bases 822 to 2102 code for a protein of 426 amino acids. The record is from RefSeq and is a predicted model, not a curated record. Gene Ontology annotation, molecular function: growth factor activity; Toll binding. Gene Ontology annotation, cellular component: extracellular region. The transcript has 7 exons. Lineage: Eukaryota; Metazoa; Arthropoda; Insecta; Diptera; Drosophilidae. Gene Ontology annotation, biological process: regulation of Toll signaling pathway; central nervous system formation; innate immune response.